GCUCGAGCGUUCCGGCGGGAAGCGCGCGCACGGAGCCGAGCGCUAAAAAAUCGCCUCAGUCUCUUAUUUUUUUUUUUUUCCCCAAAAAAACCGGAGGAGAAGCCGCACGCAGGAUUUCACUCAGCUUGUGGACGGGAAAAAAACCCAAACAACACCGUUUUCGCAGUCAGAUAAGUACGGAAUAAUACGUUGUGUAUUUUCUGAGGGACACUUUAGUGAAAUACGGCAUGUUUAUUUUAUAUCAUCACCGCCGACUGAUUUUCACGGGAAAUAUCUUGAGAAAUUACUUCAGAUAAAGUGUUUAUUCUGUGACGAGACACGACCCGAGUGACGUCCUGUCGUGUGUCGGCGUCUUACAAACCUCAAGACUUUUCCUACAUCGUUUUAAACACUGUUUGUUUUCACCGUCUAUCGUUUUUUUUUUUUUUUUUUUUUUUACCUCAGACAUUUAUCGUUAGCAUUUCUGCUAAUCUUCGUCAGAAUGGCGGAGGCGAAUAAAACAGUCACUUAAACGGAUUUUCUUCAUCGACGUGAAGGAUUUUCUUGUUGCUGCUGUUUUUUUCUUUCUUUUCUUAUCCCCUCUUCAUGGCUGGAUUGUGUAUAUGAAAGGGGCUGUGCCGGAUUUAUUUAUUUAUUUAUUUAUUUCGAGUCUGGAGACACCCGAAAGCAAGCAGUAAGCUAAUCUCCAUCCUAUUUCUUUUUUUUUUUUUACACCGAGACUCACUGGAAGAGAAAAAGAAGAAGAAGAGGAGGAAGAGGAGGAGAAGAUAAAGUGGUCCACGGAGACUAAGUUGCUACCUCCCUGGGGCAUCAUGGACCUUUCAGUGGGAUUGUAUCUGCUAUGGGCAAUAGUGUUGAACUUUGGGCGUGGCACACUGGGUGUAAUCAUGUACCGGGUGCGUGAAGAGCAGCCGCCAAGCACCCUGAUAGGCAGUCUGGCGGCUGAUCAGGGCUUACCAGACUCUGGACACCUGUACAAGUUGGAGGUGGGCACCCCUUACCUGCGAGUGGAUGGAAAAACAGGGGAAAUAUUUACCACUGAAAUCCCAAUCGACAGAGAGACCCUGAAGGACUGUCGGAUGAAAGGAAAGCCAUGUUUUUUGGAGUUUGAGGUUUCUGUCACAGAUCUCAUCCAGAACCAAAGCCCCCGGCUGAUCGAGGGACGGAUUGAGGUGCUUGAUAUCAACGAUAACACGCCGCAGUUUCCAUCACCUGUCCUUACUCUCACUGUGCAAGAGAACACUCACAUGGGAGCCACCUUCUCCAUCCCGCUGGCCACUGACAAAGAUACAGAGCGUAAUGGUGUAGCUGACUAUACCCUCACUGCCGGACCAGAGGCUGUUGCUCUCUUUGGCCUACAAGUAGCAGAUGACAGGGGUGAGAAAUUGCCUCAGCUCAUUGUGAUGGGAAAUCUGGACAGGGAGUUGAAAGACUCCUAUGACCUGACCAUCAAAGUAGUGGAUGGGGGAAGCCCAUCUCGCUACAGUAGUGCCUUGCUGAGAGUCGUCGUCACCGAUGCCAAUGACAAUGCACCCAAGUUUGAGAAAUCUUCCUAUGAAGCAGAGGUUUCAGAAAAUAGUCCUGUUGGACACUCAGUAUUACAGGUCAAGGCCAAUGACUCAGAUCUGGGACCAAAUGGUGAAAUUGAAUACAUCAUUCAUCAAGCCAGUGAUCCAGUGCCAAAACUGCUACAGAUUGACCGUUCCACAGGCAUCAUCUAUGUAAAAGGCCCAUUGGAUCGUGAGGAGAUCAACAGCUUGAAGUUUCAUGUUAUUGCACGGGACAGAGGUCCCUCACCUAAAAGCUCAACGACGUAUGUUUCUGUUGAGGUGACUGAUCAGAAUGACAAUGCACCUGCUGUGGAGAUCCGUGGUAUUGGUCUUAGGACCCAUAGUGAUGGUGUUGCAAACAUCCCAGAGGACAUGCCAGUGGGCACUGCGGUAGCUCUGGUGCAAGUGUCCGAUAAGGAUGAGGGAGAAAAUGCUGUUGUGACUUGUGUGGUAGCAGGAGAUGUUCCGUUCCAGCUCCGGCCAGCUGGUGAUUCCUCUAUUGAUAAUAAGAAGAAGUACUUUCUGCAGACCACCACACCACUAGACUUUGAGAGAGUCAGGGAGUACCGGGUGGAGAUAGUAGCUGUGGAUUCAGGCAACCCAGCCCUGUCCAGCACCAACUCCCUGAAAGUCCAGGUGACCGAUAUUAAUGACAAUUCUCCCAUAUUCUCACCUCCAGUGUUUGAAAUAGAUUUUGCUGAAGAGAAUCAGCCUGGAGAGAAGGUUCUUGAUGUUAUUGCCGUAGAUGCAGACAGUGGCACCAACGCAGAACUCAUCUACAGCAUUGUUGCAGAUUCCUCAACAAGGGGGCUCUUUGAGAUUGACCCUAACACAGGUGAAGUACGAGCCAGGAGCCCACUUGACCGUGAGCACAAAGAACGUUAUGAGUUUCGUGUUACUGCAACCGAUAAAGGUGUUCCUAGCCACAAGGGUACUGCUACUGUUGUGAUCAAUGUACUGGAUAGGAAUGAUAAUGAUCCCAAGUUUAUGCUUAGUACCUACAGCUUCUCUGUCCUGGAGAACAUGCCACCACUAAGCCCGGUUGGCAUGGUGACUGUAUUAGAUAUGGAUAAAGGAGAAAAUUCCCAAGUGCAGCUCUCUGUUGAACCAGAUGUUGGAAAGUUUGUAGUACAGAAUGGAACAGGAACAAUUCUGUCAAGUAUAUCCUUUGACCGGGAGAAAGAAAGCAGCUACAGUUUCCGACUCAAAGCGGUAGAUGGAGGAGAACCCCCUAGGUCAUCUUAUGUUGGUGUGACCAUAAACGUACUUGAUGAGAAUGACAAUGCACCUGUUGUCACCAAACCUUCCAAUUCUUCUUUCAAACCUCUGUCUCCCCUGGCAGCACCUGAUACUGUAGUUGAGGUAGUGGAGGCAGAAGACAUAGACUCUGGCUCCAAUGCUGAGCUAGUCUAUAGUAUUGCUGGGGGGAACCCACAUGAGCUCUUCUAUAUCUCUCCCUCUGAUGGAGAGAUCAAACUAAGCAAGGAACUGACUCGGAAGCAUGGAGGUCUGCAUCGCUUGGUGGUUAAGGUGAGUGAUAGGGGUAAGCCUUCUCGCCACGCCAUUGCCUUGGUGCACAUUUAUGUCAAUGAGACCAUUUCCAAUAUCAGCCUGGUGGAAGGCCUAGUAGGGCAUAGCCUAUACACUCCACUGGACACAGACAUUGCGGGUGACCCUGACUAUGGUCUAGCUGCUCAGAGAAGCAACAUUCUUUAUGGUAGCUUGGCUGGUGUGGCAGGAGUUGUAAUGGUAAUUAUAGUGGUAGUCUUCAUCAGACAUCGCCUCCAAAGAGAAACCAAGAGCGGUUAUCAAGCUGGCAAAAAGGAGACUAAGGACUUGUUUGCACCAAAACAAGGACCAAAGAGCAUUAAGGGUAAAAAGGGAAGAAAGGGAAAGCCACCAAAGUCACCCAAACCUCUUGGGGAAGAUGAAGAGGUCAGCCUCCAAAAGAGUCUGAAGUUCAACAUUGAUGGGGUUAAUGACAGCCCUAGGAUCCACUUGCCCCUGACUUACCCACCUGGCAGCCCUGACUUGGGCAGGCAUUACCGCUCAAAUUCACCCUUGCCAUCCAUCCAACUUCAGGCCCAGUCUCCAUCUGCUUCCCAGAAGCAUCAGGCUGUUCAGGAGCUCCCUGCCACCAAUACCUUUGUGGGAACAGAACGAGAUGACAACUCUACAGGAUCUGACCAGUACUCGGAUUACAGUUACAAGACCAAUCAGCCAAAAUACAGCACAAAAUCGCUGCCGCACCGCAGAGUGACGUUCUCCACCGCCAAUCCGGUCCAGGACGCUCAGGACUCGUCCCAGCAGAGCUACUACGACAGCGGCCUGGAGGAGUCGGAGACACCCAGCAGCAAGAGCUCGUCAGGGCCACGCCUCGGCCCGCUGGCACUGCCCGAGGAACACUACGAGAGGACCACGCCCGACGGCAGCAUCGGAGAGAUGGAGCACCCUGAAAACGAUGUUCGGUCGCUUCCUGACGUGGCCAUGACGGGAACCUGCAGUCAGGAGUGCAGCGAGCUCGGCCACUCGGACGCCUGCUGGAUGCCGGGUCAGCCUUCACCCGCUCGCAAGACGCGCACGCUGCCCAAACUCUCCACCUUCGUGCCUUACCAGGAGAGAGGAGGGACUCUGGGACGACUGGCCAACGGUGAGCCUCGGCCCCGCCUUCCACCUUCGCGCAGUGCCUACGCCCCCAGCGACCACGCCCCCAACAAUCACGUCCCGAUGGAGGAGGUGCCUCUGAGCGUCACCUCCGAGUUCCCGCCCACCAGUCCCACCUCUAACCACGCCCCCAAACGGGAAAUAUACCUGUAAACGAAGCGGCGACUGAUUGACCUCCGCACCGAGGAACGGAACGAAAAUAAUCACUCGAAUCGUAAAUUCGGGCUGUUAGUGAACUUUAAAAAAAAAAAAAAGUCUGGUAGAGUUGUACGUUUAUUUAUAUUUCUAUUUAUUUAUUCAUCUAUGAAUUCAUCUAUUUAUUACCGUGAGCUUUUUUUUUUUUUUCCUUUUUUUUUUUUUUAUUCUUUUUCAUCUCCUCUCCCCCUCCUCCUCCUCCUCUUCCUCCUUCUAUUCCUCUUCCGUCUCCUUCUUCUCCAUAAACCGUGAUGAAAGCGCUCUGGGACUUUCUGAGUGACUUUAGCUUCGCUAGCCUGUGGAAUGUUUACCGGAUCUUUCCGAACAGUGUGACCUGUGCUGUAGUGCCAUAAGCCUGAAGCUCUCGCUCGGCUUCUUCUUCUUCUUCUUCUUCUUCUUCUCCGAGUCUCUCCGAGCCACUUCCUGGAUCGGGGAGUCACCACGGAGUGGUCUUAGUACAUGUACAGCCAUGUAAAUACAUUUCUAUGAUGUGUAGAUAUGAAUAUGAGAACCUUGAGCUGAGAUCAACAACAACAACAACAACAAAAAAAAGAACAAGAAAAAAAAAAUGGUACAUUCCGAAUUUUAUCAGCCUGAGGAGCAGGUGUCGGUGCUUCACCUUCAGCUCCUCCUGUUCAGCUUAAGCCUGUGUGUGUGUGUGUGUGUGUGUGUGUGUGUGUGUGUGUGUGUGUGUGUGUGUGUGUGUGUGUGUGUUUGCUAGGCUUUCUAGACCUCUUCUGGAACUGCAGUAUAUGGGACUGAUAUUACACUGGGAGUUGCUGCACACUAUCACAGACUUAACCGGAGAGAGUGUGUGUGUGUGUGUGUGUGUGUGUGUGUGUGUGUGUGUGUGUGUGUGUGUGUGUGUGUGUGUGAGAGAGAGAGAGCAUGUUUGGCACUGUGAACCCUUAACUCCACCCAGGAGGCAGGUAACACUUCUCGAACACACAGUCUGCAGUUCUUUUCCAUGUGAGGUGAGCUGGAGAAAGGCAAAGAAAAGAUAUCUGCACUGAGCCUGUGUGUGUGUGUGUGUGUGUGUGUGUGUGUGUGUGUGUGUGUGUGUGUGUGUGUGUGUGUGUGUGUGUGUGUGUGUGUGUGUGUGUGUGUGUGUGUGUGUGUGUGUGUGUGUGUGUGUGUGUGUGGAGUCUUAGAAGGAUUACAGGGUGGGGCAAACCCGCCGUCCUGUCCGUCACUGGGCCUCACCCUCAUGCCUGUUCUUUUUUCUCCAUCUUCACGGCCUCUUGUUCUUAAACCUCUUUAGGUCUCGAGAACUUUUUUCAAUGCCUUAAAAAAAAAGCUGUUUGUAUCUAACAAUCACAAUCGAUGAUGAUUUCGAUCGAUAAUCUUUCCUGACCUCACGAGCAUGUCAGCUGUGCAUGUGUUUCCGGUCAGGAGCGACUCAGAGGUCACAAGUGAAAUGAAAUUGCCUCGAUCUAUUUAUUCAUUCUUGUGUUUUCGGUUGCUGGUUUUUUCCCUUCGACCCGUCGUCCUUGCUUUAAAUCGGACUGAUUUCCGAAGGCGACUUCUUAGCGUAAACAGCUGGACGGUGCAGCUACAGGAUAGACUGCCCCUUUAAUGUGUGAUUAUGGUAAUGACGCGACAAGUGUGGCUACUUUUCCCCCGAGCGAAAGUGUCUGACACAGAGGAGUCAUCUGAGCCGCGCUGCUAAGCCGUUACUAUGUUUUCAUCAUCACGCUAACGUGACCUCUAUUGUGCGUGUGUGUGUGUGUGUGUGUGUGUGUGUGUGUGAGCGCGCAGUAGCAGUACGGUGACUAUACAACUAAUUAGAGACCGGAGUGUGUGUGUGUGUGUGUGUUUAAGUGUGUGUGCGAACCCUCAGAGCUGGGAGACGACGAUCACCACACUAACUCACAGCUCCUACCUCAUCGGCGCCCCCUCUGGCACCUCUCGGAGAAUAAUUAACACACAGAACAUAUGGACACGACUGUGAUUCAAUAAGGCGAGCCGUUACGGCGCCUUGCGGAAUAAAAGCACAUUACGCUGUUCUUUGAAGCCAUUUCAUGACUGUGAUAACAGAAAACUAAAUACAUAAAUAGAGCGAGAGGCGUGAUCUGGCGUAAUUAGCGCUUCUCGUCAGUUUCUCUGUGCGCCCAGCUCUGAUGUGGCUUAACUCUCGUCCUCUUCACCGCUAAAGCGUUAACGCUGCCCAGAACCCGAGCGUGUCUCAGGCUGAGACUGCUGUUUCUGCACUUAAAGGAAAAAUCCACCAUGAACCUUUCGCUUUUUAACCUUUAUUAAAUAUUAAUUAACUGCAGAUUCGUUGCCAAUGAAAUUCCGACUUCACUUCCUACCUUAUCGGAGAGGUGCGACGGGAUCGAUCCGUCCCUACCGUCCCUACAGUUCCCUCGUCAGUCACGGCUCCGAGCCCGAACUACUUCCAGUCGUAUUUAUACGACGUCGCUUUAAAAGAACAUAAGGUUUUCAGAAAAAAACUUGUGUGUAAACUAGCUGAGUUACAGCCGCAUUCAUUCCCCACCGUCCGACAAAUCUGAGGCACGGAGGCAUCACCUGCCUGUUUCAGGGUGGACUUUUCCUCCGAGAUAUCUGGACUCUUCUCUAUGCUGACCUGAGACCUUUUAUCGACUCGCGGGUUAGAUCCCAUUUUGGAUCCCGCCUCUUUAGUCCUUUAGGCCGAACGUGAAAACUCUUUACUCGUCGUUGUUUAUUUAAAAAAAAAAAAAAAAAGCUGGUGUUUAGACCUGUGCUCUCUUGCUGUUCGGUGUCCGUAGCUGAGGAACUCUGGGUGUGAUACAAUCGUGGUAAAGAGAGGAACGUUUUAUCGGUUUUUCUUUUCCCCCGAUGAACGCAGUGCUGUUUUGUGGCUAGCGUCUCUAGAAGGUGUUCUGUACAUAGACCUCUCAGCCUCCACCCCUCCCCUCCCCUCCCUCCGGUGCGUGCCGUCGAGCCUGCGGCCAGUUUAGCAUGAAUCCCAAAGAUAAUCGGUAAAAAAAAAAAUAAGUAAAUGAAUCCUUUGCUCUUCUCUUCUUCUCCGAGGUGUUUUAGCGGUGGAAGAGAAAAUCCUUUUCGUUUUUUUUUUAUUUCUUUCCUUUUUUCUCCGUUUGGAAACAAAAUUCGAAUCUCGCCGCACAGCCCCAUCAUCACUAUUCACUGUUCACACGAAUCUAAAGACAGCUGCCUUGAAAGUAUGUAUUUUACAGGAGAGUUAAAAAAAAAUCGUUAUCUUUAACUGUUGGUUAUAUUUAUAUAGGAAUAAAAACUGCUUGUGAUGAUGCCCUGUUUUUUUGUACAGUUUUAUGUACAUGCAAGUGAAGCUUUUUAAAUCUCGCGACAAAAACGCCGACGGCAUAUAAAAAGGGUAAAAAAAAAACAAAAUAAAAAAAUACCAAAAAAAAAA
Molecule: messenger RNA, 7785 nt
Organism: Tachysurus fulvidraco (yellow catfish)
Lineage: Eukaryota; Metazoa; Chordata; Actinopteri; Siluriformes; Bagridae
Gene: pcdh1a
Product: protocadherin 1a
Exons: 5
Coding region: 813-4367 (1184 amino acids)
Biological process (GO): homophilic cell-cell adhesion
Cellular component (GO): plasma membrane
Molecular function (GO): calcium ion binding
Source: RefSeq, a predicted model, not a curated record